UUUUAAACUGUUAUUGCAUUAAACCUUGUGGUGCAGGAGUUGUGUAGUCUGCAUUUGUUGAUCUGGUGCAAAAAAACAAAACAAAAAUUUAACAUCAAGCAUUGUCCUGAAAGAAAUCAGUGUCACACGGUCUAAUUGAUUAGCCAAGAUGGCUAGCAAUGAAAUUGACACAGAAAUCCAUAAAAGUGGAGAUGCUACACUAGAUAAAGAGAUUGCCUUGUGGAUAAAGUGGGACAAGAAUGAAAAAUCAAGGCUGCAAAUUAAAGAACUGGCAGUUAAACAGAAAUAUGAAGAACUUAAAAAACUGCUUCUCACAAGGAUGGAGUUUGGUACUGCAGGCUUGCGAACACGAAUGGGUCCUGGCAAUUCCCAGAUGAAUGAUUUGACAAUAAUCCAAACAACGCAGGGCCUGCUCAAAUAUUUGAAAGCCACUAAUACCCUUUUAGAAGAUAUGGGUAUUAUUGUAGGUUAUGAUGGGCGUCACAACAGUGAACACUGGUCAAAACUAGUGGCGACAAUCUUUGUCAAUGCUGACAUUAAAGUUUAUCUGUUUUCAAAGAUGUGCCCCACACCCUACGUGGCAUACGGUGUUCGUAAGUGUAAGGCAGCUUGUGGAAUUAUGAUAACAGCCAGCCACAAUCCUAAAGAAGACAAUGGAUAUAAGGUUUAUUGGGACAAUGGAUCUCAAAUCAUAUCACCUCAUGAUAAAGGUAUCAGCCAAGGUAUUUUAGAAAGUCUGGAGCCAGAGGACAAAUCUUGGGACACAAGUGUGCUGCAGUCUAAGUCAGAGCUUGUGUUUGAUCCUCUAGAUUUGAUCAUUGAAAACUACAACAGUGAGGCUCUGAGUCUUUGCUAUUUGAGAGAAAAGAACAAAGAAUGCCCAGUUCUUUUUACUUAUACUGCUAUGCAUGGUGUUGGUUAUAAUUACUUUUUACAUAUCUCAAGAGCUUUUGAUUUCAAAGACCCAAUUCCGGUGACGGAACAGAUUAUUCCUGAUCCAGAUUUUCCCACUGUGAAAUAUCCCAAUCCUGAAGAAGGUGAAGGAGCUUUGAAACUAGCCAUGGCCACAGCUGAUAAAAAUAAAAGCAAAGUGAUUUUGGCAAAUGAUCCAGAUGCAGAUAGACUAGCUGUAGCAGAAAAAACAGAAAGUGGCUGGAGAAUUUUCUCUGGCAAUGAAACUGGUGCUCUCCUUGGUUGGUGGUGCUGGACAACAUGGCGACAAAAGAACCCUAAAGAGGACUUAUCUAAAGUGUACAUGCUCGCCAGUACAGUAUCUUCUAAAAUUCUUGAAGCUAUAGCCAAGAAGGAAGGUUUUAACUUUAUUGAAACGCUAACAGGCUUCAAAUGGAUGGGGAAUGAGACGGACCAACUGUUACAGUAUGGGAAUAAAGUCUUGUUUGCGUUUGAAGAGGCAAUUGGUUUCAUGUGUGGCUCAGUUGUGUUGGAUAAAGAUGGGGUCUCAGCUGCUGCUGUGAUGGCAGAACUAGCCAAUCAUGUUUACUCAUCCAACUCAACACUCUCUGAACAGUUGGAAAUUAUCUACAAACAGUAUGGAUAUCACAUUAGUCAGAAUUCCUACUUUAUUUGUCAUGAUGCUAAAACCAUUAAGAACAUGUUUGACAGACUUCGUGAUUAUGAUGGAAAGAAGCAAUAUCCAUCUAAGUGUGGUGACUAUGAAAUUGUUCAUGUUAGAGACCUAACUGUGGGCUAUGACUCCGAAACUCCAGACAAGAAGCCUAAACUCCCAACGAGUAAAUCAAGCCAGAUGAUUACCUUUAAAUUUGCUAAUGGCUGUGUUGCCACUCUGCGAACAAGUGGAACAGAGCCAAAGAUCAAGUACUAUGCUGAACACAGGCCAAAUCCCAAGCUAGGGCUUGGUUUUGAUGAAGUGAAACUACAGCUUCAGGAGAUAGUCAAGAAUAUUGAGAAUCAUUUUUACAACCGGACAUUAUUCCCUGAGAUCAAACCUAGAGAGACUUAAAACUUGCAGGUGUUUUCCAGCUUGAGAGUGCCAGUGCCAGAACUGCUGCUGCGUCAGAGCUUUGAGAGAUUUAAAAUUCUGAAUGCCACUGUGAUGUGUUGGGGAGGUGGACUAGUACAUCUUAAAACAUCAAAAUUCUAAAAAUUCUCAAUGUAUUUUUUUUACAAUAAAGAAAAAUGUACCGAAAAUGCAUUUAGAAAUUUUUUUGUUGUAAAAUAUUUAUUCUACAUUUUAAAAAUAUUUUAUUCAUGUCUUUUUUUUCGGGGGAUGUUGUUAACAUUUGUUUAUUAUAGUUUGAUUUUUAAAUUAAUUUUUUUCAAGCCUCAUUGAAAUCCUCUUGGGUGAAGCUUCCUUUUUUCUUGUUAGAAAACUAUAUACAGCUGGUAACAUCUGUAUAUCAGCUCAACUGAUUUUAAACUGCUGGUAUUGUUUUGUUUUUGUGAUUUUCUUUAAGACCGAUACUAACCUACAACUAGCCUAUUGAUUGUCAUAGUUACUUAACACUUAACAUUGUGCAGAGUUCCUCCUAGACUGUGAUAGUGAUGUAAAGUUAAGCCGAUAAAAUUAUCUCUUGUAUGGCUAUACUUUGUUAAGAAUGUUAAUCUUUUGAGUAUUAUCUUUAAGGUCAUUAUUAUCAGUAAUUAAUAACUUAACCGUUUAUUUUUGUUUUACUAAAAUAUAAAAGCUGUGGUUUAUUUAUUUGUUUUUAUAUUUAUUAUCCAUGUGUUGUAUAUUACACAUGUUUACCUAGAUAAAUAAUUAAAGAGUAAUUAUUUUUAUAAAAAUUUAUAUCUAUAUAACUAUACAUGUAUCCCAGGAUUUUCUGAAGAAUUUAUUGUAGCACCUGGCUCCUUAUUUUACUUUCAUAUCAAUGUUUUUUUUUUGUUUUUUUAAGCAAACAGCUUUAGUAAAUUCAUUAUAGUUUUUACAAGUUUAAAAUUUUUUUUCUAGCUUUACAUGGCCACAUUCCUGUUGAAGUGUAUUGCAUGUGGUUGAGUAUUUGUUUUUACUGCGAAGUGUUUUCAGUCUGUUUGGUAUUUAUAUUUCAAUUGUAUACAUAAGCACAUCUAAUAUACUUUGUUAUUUAAAUAGAUUGGGCCGGGCUCAAUCACACCUGGGGUUAUGAUCUCCUAGCUUUGUUUUGUGAAUGCAAAAGUGAUCAAAGUAGAGUUCAAUCCAGAGCUACUGAUAGUAAUUUGCUUAUUAUACUCACCAUCAAGAAUGUAAAAUAAAAAACAUAUCACUCUCAUAUCUUAGGAUCAAAGUAAUUUACUACUAUGUCAUCUCACAUUUUUAUAAAAUAAAAGGUUCAAUUAAAAUCAAGAGAGCUUAUGUUGCUAGGUAUAAUAGUAGCCUUUUUUUUCAAUGAGUUACAUCAAACUUACUUAAAUCACCUGAAGUUGUUUUUGUUUGUUGACUUUUUUUUGUGUUUGAAAGCAUAGUUUAUAGAAUAUAGAUCUUAACUUUUUCUUAGCAUAUUUUUCAGGAUUUUGUCUUAUAUUUUUGUUCUGAUGAAUUCAUUUCUAUAUUCUUAAUAUUUGCUUCUAGGUUUUAUUUACUAUAGAAUCUUAGGAUAUAUCACAAAACAUAUUGCAUGUUCAGACAUGUCUUUGUGUAGCACACAGUUAAGCAAAACACACACACUGCACUUUGGUAAAUCCAUGAAGUGAAAUAAGUUAUAUAUCAUGUACAGCUGUAACUUUAAAAAUUUUAUUGUAUUAGAUUUUACCUCUUUUAAAUGUAGUGAACAAAUUUUAUACCAGGUAAUGCUGUUUGUAAAAAUCAGUUAUUUAAUGAAUCUCUGUUACAGGUAGUGAUAUAAAAGUAAAAAAAAAACUACUUACUGUUGCUGUAGGCCUACUCAAUAUUAAAAAUAAAAAGUUGCAUCUUUGUCAAGAUUUGUUUGUUUUUUUGCAUCCACUUAAAGUAAGAAAUAUGCUGCCUUAGUUGUGUCUAAAUUCUUAAAAUUUAUCCUUUUAUAACAUUCGAUGAUUUGACUCGUAUUUAUCAGACUUUUUUAUAUUGCUUCUUUCAGUACAUUUUCUGUUACUCAUACAAAGUAAGGAAAAACUCAAUAUAACUAAACAACUUAAUAGUUAUCACUUAUUUAGAAUAUUUUUGUUUUUUAAAAAUUCUCUUGAAAAUAAAAAAAAAAUGCUUUCAAAUUAUUUUACAAUUUUCAGCAUUGCAUCAUGUGUUUUCUUCUCUUCUAUGCUUUCUAUUGGAUGACUCAAUAAUUGGUUUAACUUUUUCUUUUAU
Molecule: messenger RNA, 4240 nt
Organism: Physella acuta
Lineage: Eukaryota; Metazoa; Mollusca; Gastropoda; Physidae
Product: phosphopentomutase-like
Biological process (GO): carbohydrate metabolic process; purine ribonucleoside salvage
Cellular component (GO): nucleus
Molecular function (GO): magnesium ion binding; phosphopentomutase activity
Source: RefSeq, a predicted model, not a curated record